AUGGUAAAAAGAAAGAAAUGGUUGGAUAGGGAGAGACCUGAUAUGGAAAACGUUACAGAUGAUGAUGAGGUCACUGAUCAUCGGAUUGGGUACAGUAGUGGAUCUCACUCAAGAGACCGGUCUUUGAGCCAUGUAAUCUCCAACCCCAGUGUAGAAGAUAUGGAUGUUAGAGAGGAAAGGUUAAUGAAUCUAAGUGAUAAUGAAUCAGUGUCAAGUAGAAGAUCAAUUAAGAGACGCAAUUCUUUUACAGAUGCUAAAGUAGCUAAUAAACGACUAAGGGAUUCUCGUAGAUUUAUAUUCUUUUUGGGUGCUUUCUUAGGUGUUGCGAUGGCAGCAUAUUUUGGAUCAUAUCAUGUUCACAGCAAUAAUAUCGAAUUAUUUGAUAACAUGGUUAAUUUUGAAAAUGUUAAGGAUUAUCUUGAUGAUUGGAAGGAUAUAUUACCUCGUGGAUUCACGUCGUUUAUAUCUGAUAUACAGACUGGUUAUGCUGCGAAUCAAUUACAAGACCUCGGAGAAAAUUUUGCAGUCGGUAGGCAAUUAAUAAAAGAUAUGGAAUUACAUGCAAAACAUCCUGUAGUUAUGGUCCCAGGUGUCAUCUCUACUGGCAUUGAAAGUUGGGGUGUUCAAGGUGACGAAGAAUGUGACUCUUCACCUCAUUUUAGAAAAAGACUGUGGGGCUCAUUUUAUAUGUUGAAAACCAUGGUUAUGGAUAAAGUAUGCUGGUUGAAACAUGUUAGUUUAGAUCCUAUUACAGGUCUUGAUCCGGAACAUUUUAAAUUAAGGGCUGCUCAAGGGUUUGAAAGUAGUGAUUUUUUUAUUACUGGGUACUGGAUUUGGAAUAAAGUGUUGCAGAAUCUAGGUGCCAUUGGUUAUGAACCAGAUACUAUGGUUACUGCAGCAUAUGAUUGGAGAUUAGCGUAUUUGGAUCUUGAAAAACGAGACCAAUAUUUUAGUAAAUUAAAACAGCAAGUUGAAUUAUUUCAUAAACUUACAGGUGAAAAAACAAUAUUAGUUGGACACUCUAUGGGUUCGCAAAUUGUAUUUUAUUUCCUUCAAUGGGUAGAAGCUGAGGGACCAUCAUAUGGUAAUGCAGGUCCUGGAUGGGUAGAUAAAUACAUUGAAUCGUUUGUUAAUGUUGCGGGCACAUUGCUGGGAGCCCCUAAAGCAGUUCCAGCAUUGAUUAGUGGUGAAAUGAAGGAUACCAUUCAAUUGAAUGCAUUAGCAAUGUACGGUCUAGAGAAGUUUUUCAGUCGUAAAGAAAGAGUAGAAAUGUUACAAACUUGGGGUGGUAUUCCAUCAAUGCUGCCAAAGGGUGGCGAUUUAAUUUGGGGCAAUUUAAGUUAUUCAUCAGAGGAUGAGUUACAUAACAAUACUGAUACAUAUGGUAAUUUUAUUAGAUUUGAGAAAAUUUUGAGUAACGUUUACGAAAAGAAUCUUACAAUGGCCUCAGCAAUAGAUUUAAUCGAGACUGUUUCACCAUCAUGGUUGGUUAAGAGAAUGCGUGAACAAUAUAGUUAUGGUUAUGCCAGUACAGAGGAAGAGAUGAAUGAGAAUUCAAAGGAUCAUUCCCAUUGGACAAACCCAAUGGAUGUGGCAUUGCCUAACGCACCAAAUAUGAAGAUUUAUUGUAUAUAUGGUACAGAUAAUCCAACAGAACGUGCUUAUGUCUAUAAAGAAAAUCAUGCUAAUGACACAGCUUCGUUAAAUUUGACCAUUGAUUACGAUAGUGACACACCUGUAUUUUUAACUAAUGGUGAUGGAACAGUUCCAAUUAUGUCGCAUGCAAUGUGCCACAAAUGGGCACAGGGCAAAUCUGCAUAUAAUCCAGCCGGAAUCGAUGUCACCAUCGUGGAGAUUAAACAUGAACCGGAUAGAUUCGAUAUCCGUGGUGGAUCUAAGACAGCUGAUCAUGUCGAUAUACUUGGUAGUGCCGAGUUGAACGAAUACAUCUUGAAGAUAGCAGGCGGAUACGGCUCAACAAUUAAUAACAAGUUACACUCGAACCUGACGAACUGGGUGGCUAACAUAGACUUCCCCAUGUGA
Messenger RNA from Maudiozyma barnettii, 2043 nucleotides. RefSeq names its product phospholipid:diacylglycerol acyltransferase (gene LRO1). The coding region runs from base 1 to 2043 and encodes 680 amino acids. Gene Ontology annotation, molecular function: phospholipid:diacylglycerol acyltransferase activity. Gene Ontology annotation, cellular component: cytoplasm; perinuclear endoplasmic reticulum. The transcript has a single exon. The record is from RefSeq and is a predicted model, not a curated record. Gene Ontology annotation, biological process: lipid storage; triglyceride biosynthetic process. NCBI's taxonomy places the organism in Eukaryota, Fungi, Ascomycota, Saccharomycetes, Saccharomycetales, Saccharomycetaceae.